This is a messenger RNA of Prorocentrum cordatum, 1029 nucleotides long. The record is from the annotation of a GenBank genome assembly. Lineage: Eukaryota; Dinophyceae; Prorocentrales; Prorocentraceae.
UGGGCCGUGCAGACCCUGGAGGCGUCGGUGCCAGUCCCGGGGUUGUGCGCGGCUGAAAGCGCGCGGCGGGGGCAGCAGCUGCUCGCGCUGGUGCGUCGUGGGCCGCCCGCGGAAGAGGUCGAGGCGGUGCGAACGGCCGAGGCCGUGUCGUCCGUGGCGGCGCUUGAGGGAGGCCGCUCUGGUGCGCCGCUCAAGCAGAAGGACGCGGAGGAGAACGAGUGGAAGGUGGUGACGGGCGAGGUGAAAGGUCGGCGAGGCGAGCGCUGGGACGCAGCGCAGGCCGUCGCCGACCGCUCGGUUGCGCGCUGGGCCGCUGUGUUGGCCGAGCGACGCGAGGCCGAGCGUCGAGUAGCCGCAGCUGGCACGCUGCAGUGCUGGGCGCCCGGCUUGCUGGGGCGGCGCGCGGCCGCGGCGGUGCGGGCAGCUCGCGGUGCCGCCGUGGCUGGAUGCGCUGGGCAUACCGCGAUGGCCCUGCCGGCCGCGGUGGCCCAGCCCGCGAGGCAAGGGAGGCGCGGCAGGAAGGCUAAGGAGGACGCGAAGGGCGACGACGCCUUGCUCGACGACGCGCUCCUCCUCGCCGCGCGCGAGGCCGACGAGUUGGCACGCGCCGCGGCGGACGCCCUCGUGGGCGAGGUGCGCGUGGCGAUCGUCCCGUACGUCGUGGCGCUCACGGCGGAAUUCGGCGCGGACGCGGUGACGUCUGCGUUCUGCAGGCUCGAGGCGGCGGCCCGCGUGGCGAUGGGCGGCCUGGACAGCCCCAUGGAGGUCGCUUCGGCCUCGCGGGGCGAGUGGGUGGUGCGGUUCUUGGACGGCGAGUUCGUCGACAACGCGAGCGACUGGGCGACGGUCGUCCGGCGGGUCGAGAACGUGCUCGGUAGCAGGGGCGCUGGUUGAGCGUGGGUGAGGCGCAGCGGGGGGGCACGGCAGGGGGCAUCGCCGCCUUGCGCGCAGUGUCACCGUCCCCCCCUUGCCCGCGCUCCUUGGACGGCAGGGGUACGUUAAAUUAAGGGGUUGACUUCCUCGCGGUCG